Molecule: messenger RNA, 2180 nt
Organism: Diospyros lotus (date-plum)
Lineage: Eukaryota; Viridiplantae; Streptophyta; Magnoliopsida; Ericales; Ebenaceae
Product: beta-glucuronosyltransferase GlcAT14A
Exons: 4
Coding region: 481-1683 (400 amino acids)
Cellular component (GO): membrane
Molecular function (GO): glucuronosyltransferase activity
Source: RefSeq, a predicted model, not a curated record
UCUACUAUCUAUCAUCAUCGGAGCAACAUCGCAGAUCAAAGUCUAAUUUCUGAAACCGUCUCUGUUCGUAGAAUCGACACCAAUAACUUUUCAAUCCUGCCAAACCCUAACCCUAACUCCGUCUACGUCUCCGUCUCUGUCUCUGUCUCUGUCUCUGUCUAUAUGUAUCUAUAGAUAUCUAUCUGGUUAUCAGCUGAUCAGAUCGCGGGUAUAAGUGUACAUUGAUUUAUAUAUCUAUAAAGAGAGAAAAUAUUCUAACCGGAGGGACAAAUUUUUGGUAGAAUUCUAAUUGUUUCUCUCUCACCCUCCCCGUGUCUCCUUCAAAACUGUCAAUGCUCACCCCACUGUGUGUUCAGUACAAGGCCGAAGUCGUUGAGAUCUCUAAGAAUCCCUUUCCAUUUUCAAUUCUGACCCUGAAUUUGACAAAAACUUUCUGGAUUUCGUUGGUUCCAUGCCCCUGAAGCUGUAUGAACAACCAGUAUGGGCGCUGAGAAGAAAUGGCUCUUCGCUCUCUUCUCCGCUGUGUUCCUCUCCUUUAUGCUCUUCCUAUCCUCGAUCUCUGGCUUCAGCGCCUCCUACUACGCCUCCCACGGGGCCCUUGCCGCCGCCGUCGGCCGCGGCGCUGCCUACCCUCCGACAUUUGCGUACUACAUCUCCGGUGGCAGGGGCCACGGGGACAGGAUUUUCCGCCUGUUGCUGGCGGUGUACCAUCCGCGGAACCGAUACUUACUGCAUAUUGGGGCUGAUGCCUCUGAUGGUGAGAGGCGGAAAUUGGCUGGUUUGGUGAAGUCAGUGCCGGCGAUUCGGGCUUUCGGGAAUGUGGAUGUGGUGGGGAAGCCUGAUCCAUUGACGUACAUGGGGUCUUCCAACAUUGCCGCAGUGCUGCACGCGGCGGCGGUGCUGUUGAAGGUCGAUAGUGGUUGGGAUUGGUUUAUUACCUUGAGUGCCUUGGAUUAUCCAUUACUUACCCAAGAUGAUUUAUUCCAUGUCUUCUCCUCUGUCCAGAGAGACGUCAAUUUCAUUGAUCACUCAAGCGAUCUUGGAUGGAAAGAAGAUCAAAGAAUUCGCCCAAUUGUAGUUGAUCCAGGGCUUUACUUGGCCAGGAGGACUCAAAUCUUUUAUGCCACAGAAAAGCGGCCAACACCUGAUGCUUUUAGAGUUUUCACAGGUUCACCGUGGGUUAUCUUAAGCCGAGCUUUUCUUCAAUACUGUAUUCUUGGAUGGGAUAACCUUCCUCGCACCCUUCUAAUGUAUUUUAACAACGCAAUUUUGCCCCAAGAAGUCUAUUUCCAUACCGUGAUUUGCAAUUCACUAGAGUUCAAGAACACGACGGUCAACAGUGAUCUGAGAUACAUGAUCUGGGACAAUCCUCCCAAGAUGGAUCCUCUUUUUCUCAAUUCUUCAGAUUAUAAUCAGAUGGUUCAGAGUGGGGCAGCCUUUGCAAGACAAUUUCAUAAAGAUGAUCCAGUGCUGGACAUGGUUGAUGAAAAGAUCCUCAAGCGUGGGCAUAACCGAGCUGCUCCAGGGGCGUGGUGCACCGGACGGAAGAGCUGGUGGGCGGAUCCAUGCUCGCAAUGGGGUGAUGUGAAUGUGGUGAGGCCAGGGCCUCAAGCCAAGAAGCUUGGGGAGACUAUAACCAGUCUUCUUGACGACUGGAGCACACACUCAAAUCAAUGCACGUGAUGGUUUGCUUAUGAACUGAACCGAAGAGCGAUGACCCCAGAAUUCGCAUACUGGUAGAGACGAUUCUUCUGUUCUGAUGCAUUGUCCGAUCCGGUCAUAUAGGAUCAGUUUACUACUGCACUAGAGUCAACACAACGCACGCGGCCUUUGCAGCCAAAUUUUUUUAAUGGGAUUCUGGUCAGAGAGUUUGGGUGAUGGAUGUGUAUACUUAGCCCGGAACCUUAUUCAUUAAGAGGAUUUUGGGAGGUUUGGUGGUUGGUAUUUAUAUAUUCAGAGAAGCCGCCAUCAGCUCCAAGAAGGCAUCAUCAUCAUCAUCAUCAUCAUCAUCAUUAUGGUUCUGUAUUUGUAGUAGCUUCCAUUUUUAUGCUGUUGUGUUGUGUUGUGUUAUGAUCUUGAUCUGCUGUAGUUUUUCCAGUUUUUGGCACAGCUUUAUAUCAUACCCAUGGGACAGUUUUAGACCAUUCUUUAGAAUUUUAAUCUGUUAGCCUCUCACUGUU